Molecule: messenger RNA, 1456 nt
Organism: Coccinella septempunctata (seven-spotted ladybird)
Lineage: Eukaryota; Metazoa; Arthropoda; Insecta; Coleoptera; Coccinellidae
Exons: 5
Coding region: 74-1213 (379 amino acids)
Source: RefSeq, a predicted model, not a curated record
CGUUCUGAAAUCACUUCAGUUUGAACAGUCCUGUGGGUAGGAGGUUCAAAACGGUCAUAACCAAGUGUACAAGAUGAAGGUCAUUGUUCUGGUACUCAGUGCUGUGUCUGUGGUGUGCGGUGGCCACGCCGGUUACCCUUCGAGCUAUAGCAGUUCGGCAGGACCUCAGCUACACCCCCAGGAGUGGCAGGGAGAAUCCUCCCUAUAUUCCGAGGGUGGAUGGGCCUCAGCUCAAAAGGUGGCAUACCCCCAACAUGUCCCAGUGAUCCACAACGGAGUCCCAGUCGAAACCCCCGAAGUACAAGCCGCCAAAGCUCACUUUUAUCAGGAAUACGCAAGGGCUGCAGCUCUGGCUGCCCAGAAACCUGACCCCUUGAAUGGCCAGUACGCCGGAGAUCAUGGGCAUGAGAAAUACCUGCCUGUUAACCAAGGUUGGACAGCUGAGAAGAGGGUUUCCUACGAACAGCCCAACCAAAUCUGGCAGAACGGACAAGAAUACACGAAUGCAGCAUAUGACAACAACGCAUACAACCACAAUGCUUAUCAAAACCAAGCCUAUGACAACUCUGCCUAUGACAACUCUGCCUAUGACCACUCUGCUUAUGACAAUUCGGCCUACGACCACAGUGCUUAUGUCCCAGUAGACACCCCUGAAGUACAAAAGGCUAAAAUAUCUCACUUCAAGGCUUUUGCGGCAGCCCUGGCUCGUGCUUCAGCCCCAAGGAAACAACAACAGCAACAUCGUUACAGAAGAUCAGCCAGCGAAUGGGCUGAACCAAAAUACCAAGGUCCAAUCCACGUCCCACACAUCACCAAAGAAGGCGUACCCGCUGAUACCCCCGAGGUCCAGAAAGCCAAAUAUCUCCACGAACAAGCCCUCCAUCAAGCUGCUGCCCUUGCCCACGCCUCAGGCAACGGCGAAGAAGACCACAGCGCAUGGAAGGAAGAGCAGGGACACCAAGUCUACGGACCACCACAAUCCGCCGGAUGGCCAUCAGCUCCAGUCCACACAUCUUACAAAGUAAACCACGAGCACAUCCAGAAAUGGCACGGACCUGAGCACAUGCCAGUUUUAGACCACAGCGGCGUGCCAAUCGACACACCCGAGGUACAGCACGCAAGGAAGGCCCACUUAGCUGCUUUGGCCGCCGAAUCCGAGAAGCACAAGGGUUGGCAACCUGAGCAACAAUGGCAGGAAGAGCAGAAAUGGUGAAUUUUUACUCCCAUGCCAUAAUGUGAUGUAUUCCUAGUCAACAAUCGGUUUCACGUGAUUCAGGCACCCUUCCAAGGCGAAUUUCUUUCAGUCCGUCAAGAUGAAUGGACAGUUCUCGACAAGGAAGGUGCCGAAGCUUUUUUUCUACAACUUCUUACACUCCUUGCUCUCAGCAUAAUGCCCUUCAUUGAAUUUUGUACGCUAGAUUUAUAUGGAUCAAAAUAUAAAUGACGAAAAAAUAUA